This is a messenger RNA of Erinaceus europaeus (western European hedgehog), 1872 nucleotides long. It is a transcript of the gene PARP2, whose product is annotated as poly(ADP-ribose) polymerase 2. The record is from RefSeq and is a predicted model, not a curated record. Bases 102 to 1817 code for a protein of 571 amino acids. NCBI's taxonomy places the organism in Eukaryota, Metazoa, Chordata, Mammalia, Eulipotyphla, Erinaceidae. The transcript is spliced from 16 exons. Gene Ontology annotation, molecular function: NAD+ poly-ADP-ribosyltransferase activity.
GUCUCUCCUAGGCGUCUCCCCAGGACGCAGGCGCACUGCUUGUUCCCGCGUUAACAUUGCUGAUUCUGGGAGACUGCUGAUGACGUCAGCGUCCAGUCUACAUGGCUGCUCGCAGGCGGGGAAGCCGCAGUGGCGGGAGAAGAGCUUCUGUAGCAUUGAAUGCAACUGACAGAGUUAACAAUGACAACACAGCUACAGAAGACCCUCCUGCUGCCAAGAAAAGUCGAAGAUGCCAGAAGCAGGGAGUACAAAAGGAUUCUGUGGCUGGAGGAAAGACUGAUCAUGAUGGGACAGAAAACAAGCAAGAAUCUGUGAAGACCUUACUAUUAAAGGGCAAAGCUCCUGUCGACCCAGAAUGCACUGCCAAAGUGGGCAAGGCCCAUGUCUACUGUGAAGGCAACGAUGUUUAUGAUGUUAUGCUAAAUCAGACAAAUCUCCAGUUCAACAACAACAAGUACUAUUUGAUUCAGCUCCUAGAAGAUGAUGCCCAGAGGAACUUCAGCGUUUGGAUGAGAUGGGGCCGAGUUGGGAAAAUAGGGCAGCACAGCUUGGUGGCUUGUUCAAAGGACCUCAACAAGGCCAAGGAGAUCUUUCAGAAGAAAUUCCUUGACAAAACAAAAAAUAAUUGGGAGGAUCGUGAGAAGUUUGAGAAGGUGCCUGGCAAAUAUGAUAUGCUGCAAAUGGACUAUGCUGCCAAUACUCAGAGUGAAGAGGAAACAAAAAAAGAAGACUCUCUUAAAUCCCAACUGAAACCAGAAUCGCAGCUAGAUGUUCGCGUACAGGAGCUGAUAAAGUUGAUCUGUGAUGUCCAGGUUAUGGAAGAGAUGAUGAUAGAAAUGAAGUAUGAUACCAAGAAAGCCCCACUUGGGAAGCUGACAGUGGGACAAGUCAAGGCAGGCUACCAGUCUCUUAAGAAGAUUGAAGAUUGUAUUCGGGCUGGCCAGCAUGGGAGAGCUCUGCUGGAAGCAUGCAAUGAAUUCUACACCAGAAUCCCACAUGACUUUGGACUCCGGACCCCUCCAUUAAUCCGGACAGAGAAAGAACUUUCAGACAAAAUCCAGCUACUGGAGGCUUUAGGAGACAUUGAAAUUGCCAUUAAGUUGGUGAAGACAGAACUACAAAGCUCAGAACACCCACUGGAUCAACACUACAGAAAACUGCAUUGUGUCUUGCACCCUCUAGAUCAUGAAAGUUCUGAGUUCAAAGUAAUUUCCCAGUACCUGCAGUCUACCCAUGCUCCCACACACAGUGACUACACCAUGACCUUGCUAGAUGUGUUUGAAGUGGAGAAGGAGGGCGAGAAAGAAGCCUUCAGAGAGGAACUUCAUAACAGGAUGCUUCUGUGGCAUGGAUCCAGGCUGAGUAACUGGGUGGGAAUCCUGAGCCAUGGGCUUCGAAUUGCCCCACCCGAGGCUCCCAUCACCGGUUAUAUGUUUGGAAAGGGAAUCUACUUUGCUGACAUGUCUUCCAAGAGUGCAAAUUACUGCUUUGCCUCUCGCUUAAAUAAUACUGGGCUGCUGCUUUUGUCAGAGGUAGCUCUUGGUCAGUGUAAUGAACUACUAGAAGCCAAUCCUGAAGCAGAAGGAUUACUUCAGGGCAAACACAGCACCAAGGGGCUGGGCAAGAUGGCUCCCAGUCCUGCUUGUUUCACCACCCUGAAUGGGAGUACAGUGCCCUUAGGACCAGCAAGCGACACAGGAAUUCUGAAUCCAGAGGGUUAUACCCUCAACUACAACGAAUUUAUUGUCUACAACCCCAACCAGGUCCGGAUGCGAUACCUUCUAAAGGUUCGAUUUAAUUUUCCGCAGCUGUGGUGAAUGCUAGUAUUGAAUAUGCAAGAGGAAACUGUCUGACCAAGCAAACAGGCACUGU